Gorilla gorilla gorilla (western lowland gorilla) is the source of this 1344-nucleotide messenger RNA. RefSeq names its product protein SSXT-like. Gene Ontology annotation, cellular component: nucleus. Gene Ontology annotation, biological process: positive regulation of transcription by RNA polymerase II. The coding region runs from base 61 to 1134 and encodes 357 amino acids. The transcript has a single exon. Gene Ontology annotation, molecular function: transcription coactivator activity. NCBI's taxonomy places the organism in Eukaryota, Metazoa, Chordata, Mammalia, Primates, Hominidae. The record is from RefSeq and is a predicted model, not a curated record.
CCUCCCCUCUCCGGGCUGCCGGGACAACUCGGGGCGGCCACUUCUUGCCAGGAGGCGUAAAUGUUGGAUGACAAUAACCAUCUUAUUCAGUGUAUAAUGGACUCUCAGAAUAAAGGAAAGACCUCAGAGUGUUCUCAGUAUCAGCAGAUGUUGCACACAAACUUGGUAUACCUUGCUACAAUAGCAGAUUCUAAUCAAAAUAUGCAGUCUCUUUCACCAGCACCACCCACACAGAAUAUGCCUAUGGGUCCUGGAGGGAUGAAUCAGAGCGGCCCUCCCCCACCUCCACGCUCUCACAACAUGCCUUCAGAUGGAAUGGUAGGUGGGGGUCCUCCUGCACCGCACAUGCAGAACCAGAUGAACGGCCAGAUGCCUGGGCCUAACCAUAUGCCUAUGCAGGGACCUGGACCCAGUCAACUCAAUAUGACAAACAGUUCCAUGAAUAUGCCUUCAAGUAGCCAUGGAUCCAUGGGAGGUUACAACCAUUCUGUGCCGUCAUCACAGAGCAUGCCAGUACAGAAUCAGAUGACAAUGAGUCAGGGACAACCAAUGGGAAACUAUGGUCCCAGACCAAAUAUGAACAUGCAGCCAAACCAAGGUCCAAUGAUGCAUCAGCAGCCUCCUUCUCAGCAAUACAAUAUGCCACAGGGAGGCGGACAGCAUUACCAAGGACAGCAGCCACUUAUGGGAAUGAUGGGUCAAGUUAACCAAGGCAAUCAUAUGAUGGGUCAGAGACAGAUUCCUCCCUAUAGACCUCCUCAACAGGGCCCACUACAGCAGUACUCAGGCCAGGAAGACUAUUACGGGGACCAAUACAGUCAUGGUGGACAAGGUCCUCCAGAAGGCAUGAACCAGCAAUAUUACCCUGAUGGAAAUUCACAGUAUGGCCAACAGCAAGAUGCAUACCAGGGACCACCUCCACAACAGGGAUAUCCACCCCAGCAGCAGCAGUACCCAGGGCAGCAAGGUUACCCAGGACAGCAGCAGGGCUACGGUCCUUCACAGGGUAGUCCAGGUCCUCAGUAUCCUAACUACCCACAGGGACAAGGUCAGCAGUAUGGAGGAUAUAGACCAGCACAGCCUGGACCACCACAGCCACCCCAGCAGAGGCCUUAUGGAUAUGACCAGGGAUAGUAUGGAAAUUACCAGCAGUGAAAAAGUACUUACAUUCCAGUAGCCAGUAUCUAUUAGCAGCCAUAUUGUCACCUCAGCACUGUGGACACCUCCCUGUGAAGAGAUCCUUCCAUUCCAUCUAGUUUUUGGAAAAACCUUGUGGAUAAGUGGCUGUUUCAUCAGUAAGCAGCCUUUGUGGUUUAGUUAUAAAAGGCUUUAGUAGCUCAAAAA